This is a messenger RNA of Sinocyclocheilus anshuiensis, 2088 nucleotides long. RefSeq names its product cytoplasmic dynein 1 intermediate chain 2. The coding region runs from base 94 to 1920 and encodes 608 amino acids. The transcript is spliced from 16 exons. Lineage: Eukaryota; Metazoa; Chordata; Actinopteri; Cypriniformes; Cyprinidae. Gene Ontology annotation, molecular function: dynein light chain binding; dynein heavy chain binding. The record is from RefSeq and is a predicted model, not a curated record. Gene Ontology annotation, cellular component: cytoplasmic dynein complex. Gene Ontology annotation, biological process: transport along microtubule.
CCCGGCACCGGUCAGACGCUGCAUCGCGCACCCGGAAACUGAGCAGUGCAACAAAAGCAGCGCUUUCUGCAGGCAACAAACACCCCCAGCAUAAUGUCGGAUAAAAGUGAGCUGAAAGCUGAGCUUGAGCGAAAGAAACAGCGUUUGGCUCAGAUAAGAGAGGAGAAGAAGAGAAAGGAGGAGGAACGCAAGAAAAAAGAGGCUGAGCUGAAGAAGGAGCCCGUCCCACUGCAGGAUGAUUCAGACCUGGAGAAAAAGCGCAGGGAGGCUGAUGCUCUGCUACAGAGUAUGGGCAUCACACCAAACGCACCUGUGGUUCCUACACACAUGUCUCCCACGGCCAAAUCUGCAGGCAGUCCAAGUGAAGCAGGGAGCCAAGACUCAGGAGAUGGUGCCACCGGGCCAAGACGUGGUCCUCUGAAGUUGGCCAUGGCAAAGGUGACCCACGUGGAUUUCCCUCCCAAAGAGGUGGUGUCCUACACCAAGGAGACACAGACGCCCACCAUGACAGAGCAGAAAGAGGAGGAAGCUGAGGAGGAAGAGACCGCACCCCCGCUGCCUGAGGUCGAGGCAGAGAAAGAGAAACCAGCAGAGAAACAAGAUGAGGAAGCGCCUCCUCAUGAGCUAACAGAGGAGGAGAAGCUGCAGCUUCUGCACUCGGAGGAGUUCAUGGAGUUCUUCGAUCACAGCACACGUAUCAUGGAGCGCGCUCUGUCCGAACACGUGGAUGUUUUCUUCGACUACAGCGGCCGUGACAUGGAGGAGAAAGAGGGUGAGAUGCAGGCUGGGGCCAAACUGUCUCUAAACAGGAAGUUUGUUGAUGAUCGCUGGUCCAAACAGCGAGUGGUGACCUGUCUGGAUUGGUCCCCACAGUAUCCAGAGUUGCUGGUGGCCUCUUACAACAACAACGAGGAAGCCCCGCAUGAGCCUGAUGGAGUGGCUUUGGUCUGGAACAUGAAAUACAAGAAGACCACACCGGAGUAUGUCUUCCACUGUCAGUCUGCUGUCAUGUCUGCAGCGUUUGCGAAGUUUCACCCAAACCUGGUUGUCGGUGGCACUUACUCGGGACAGAUCGUCCUGUGGGACAACAGAAGUAACAGACGCACUCCUGUCCAGAGGACGCCUCUCUCUGCUGCGGCGCACACGCACCCAGUGUACUGUGUUAAUGUGGUUGGCACACAAAACGCUCAUAACCUCAUCAGCAUCUCCACUGAUGGAAAGAUGUGCUCCUGGAGUCUGGACAUGCUGUCUCAGCCACAGGACAGUAUGGAGCUGGUGUUUAAGCAGUCUAAAUCAGUUGCGGUCACCUCCAUGUCCUUCCCUCUGGGUGACGUUAAUAACUUUGUGGUGGGAAGUGAGGAUGGAUCGGUCUACACAGCCUGUCGUCAUGGCAGUCGGGCAGGUAUCAGUGAGAUGUUUGAGGGGCAUCAUGGUCCAAUCACAGGCAUUCACUGUCACACAGCGGCAGGACCCGUAGAUUUCUCUCAUCUCUUCCUGACCGCCUCAUUUGAUUGGACUGUUAAACUCUGGAGCACCAAGAGUAACAAGCCGCUGUACUCGUUUGAGGACAACUCUGAUUAUGUUUAUGAUGUUAUGUGGUCUCCGGUUCAUCCCGCUCUCUUCGCCUGUGUGGACGGACUCGGACGCAUCGACCUGUGGAACCUCAACAAUGACACAGAGGUGCCCACUGCCAGUGUGUCUGUGGAUGGCAGUCCCGCUCUGAACAGGCUGCGCUGGUCUCAGUCGGGCAGAGAGAUCGCCGUGGGUGACUCAGAGGGACAGAUCUACAUAUACGACGUCGGCGAGCAAAUCUCAGUCCCGCGGAGCGACGAAUGGACCCGCUUCGUGCGGACGCUGGCGGAGAUCCACGAGAACCGCGACGAUGCCGAGGAACUGGCCGCUCAACGCCUCGCCGCUUGAUCGUCAUCAGACCAGCAGAUCUCAGAAAGCUGUUAUCACGUCUGUCUUUGGAAAUGAAAUGAUUUCUGUGUGCAAACCUUUGAUUCUGCCUUUUGUUUGGAGUAAAAAUACGAAACAUUGACCGUAGGUGCGAUUCAUAGUGCGAGGCCCAUGACCCAGAAGCCUUAA